ACAGUGAGACAGCGUGGGCUCUUUCCUCCGGCGUCGUGCGCCACGCAACAGCAAGUUCGAGAGGAGUCUUGCCGCGGGCUCUCUGCAGCGCUGGCUCAAUCUUCCUGCGCGCCUCGGGUUCUUCUCCAGGGCUCAGCGGCCGCGGCUUUUCGAACCUGGCGCCUCCGGUGCAGAGCCGUGCGUGAGCGGCGCCCCGCGGCAGACUCAGCCCGCCGGUCGCGUCGUCCCUAAACCGCGGCUUGCCUAAAAUUAAACCCCGCCGCCGCCGGCAAACAGCAGACCUCCCGGCUCAACCCUGGCUCCGCUAGCCAAGGACAACGCGCGGCUUUUCGCCGUCGCCUCGGACAGCUACGCGACCCUGUAGGCGCCUCGGAAGGUAAUGCAUCCCGAGAAGUCUGCCAUGGUGACUCCGCUGCCCCAGACGCCCACCUUGGUGCUGAUCGACGGAAGCUGCUCUCUGCUUAGCCGACAAGACACCGAGUCUUCGUCGCCUCCGGGAUCCCCGCCUGCGGUGUCCAAGAAGACUCCGGGAUGCUCAUGGCGCGACCAAUGGCGCAUCGGGGCGCUGAUGGGCGCCUCGGUGGUGUCCCUGUACUGUUGCGUCUUCUGGCUCAUCUACGCUCUCUCCAUGGAGGGUGGCCGGAGACCGGGGCUCUUCCUGUCGGCCACGUGCCUGCUGCUGCUUGUCGCGCUCGGCGUCACGCUUCUCUCCAUCCGCAAGCUGUGCGACCUGCUCACGCCCGCGCCAGUGCCCGUCUGACCCGUCAGCCCUGAGCCGCUGCCGAGCGGUGGCGCGCUGUCCGAUGACAGCGCCGUCUGAAGCCCCUGGUGGCACCGAGAGCAGUGACACGCUCUGUGACGUCACGUGUAGGAUCGCUUGCGUGCUUCUCAAAGCGCGCAGAGAGUACCUUGUACCGACGUCAAGCGCUUUGUACCCAUCUAGUGGACGAAAUGUUAUUAUUCACUUUUGGAUGGGCUUUUAACGUGUUGAGCGUUGCAGCGACGUUAUGAGUGGUGGAUAUAACUUGUGCUUUGGCUGGUCCUAGCUUCUGUGAAGAAGAUGUGAGCCGUCGUAGACAAUGAAAACAGAAACCUUGCACCGAGUUGAAAGAGCACGGCUGCGCAGUUCCCAAAAAUAAAACGGAGAGAAGGCAAACAUCCUCAAGUAAAGGAAAAAGAAAAUAUAUUGUAGUGUUUCUUACGACUGUCAUCCAGGUAAUUCAGUUUCUUUACAGUAGGGAGUACUGCAUUUUUGCACUUGUCUACCGAACUUGCUAAACCUGUGCUUAUUUCACUGAGUGCCGUUAAUAGCCUAUCUUCAUCAGGAGCAGCCUUUCAAAGCCCAGCCACCAUUUAUACCCGAGUCCUCAAGGAUUGUUUUGGACCGCCCUUAGCUUGUGCACGAACGGUGAAAUGUGCAGCUCGCAUCGUGACGUUGCAACAACACCAUUCUCGACUAAUUCGUGUGGACACACCCAGUGCCACGCCGUGUCGACCUUGUGUAUGCUGACAGGUCGCACAAGCCACCUCUACGGAACUGUGCCAGCCUGCAUGUCGUCGACCCGGAAUGACGGUCUCGGCACCGUCAAUUAGUUUGGUGUCUUAUUUCAGCUUAUACCUCUGUCGGCGUGAAUGACUCUUCCAACUUUUGCAAGAAUCCGCAUCCUUGCGGACAAGUUUUACAAGUGACACUGUUCCAAUCACGUAUUCGCCCAACUAUACUUGAGUGUGUGAACUUCUGAUUCAGUGGUUCGUAGCCAACCCUGCAUGCCACGGCGUCAUGACAGCUAGUUAUCUCUUGUAACGCGCUUUCAGCGAAGACGCGGCAUGACGCAAAACGACAGCCAUGUAGUUAACUUAUGGUUACUCCUUGCAUACAACCGCUUUUUUAAUAGUACACUCACACGCUUCACAUUUUAAUACGCGCACAAUGUGCGAAGUACGUUUGACCGCCGUUCGUGAGGCUGCGUACUGUCUCUUGCGCUGGAGCAACGAAGUCAGCAUUUGUGAAGUGUACACGAUUUUCAUUUGGAGGCAUGAAUACAUGUGGUGAAAUUCUUAUCUUUCGUACACGUUAAAAAUGUCUUUGUAACAUCGACAGAUGCGGGUACUGGCUAUCGGCUUGGCAUUAUGGUUAGCAUAUAUUGCGAGCAGGGCCUAAGAUGCUCGACUAUAUGUGCUUUAUGAUUCGCCGAUGUGCCUGAAUCGUUCGAUCUACCGCUCAAGAAACAAUACCAAGAAAGGUCUCUUAUCUUUGCUGACAUAAUUUUUCGUGUCCUCAGAUGUGUGUACGAAAUCACCGAGGUAAAAAAAAAAAAAGAAAACAAAGAAAACACCGAGUAAAGUGUCGAACUAUAAUGUUCUGGAGGCGGACAUCCAAGGCUGUUGCAAUGCAACCAAAAAUGCUGCGAUGCUUAUUGGCAGAAUUAAUUAAGCUGAAUUUAAUAAGACAGAACGGACAGUACAAGCGUUACACAACUACUCUAGUCCCUGGGCGACACGACUUAUGACAGACCUGCCACUUUGUAUACGGUAACUCCUGCAUGCAUUGGCAGUGCAGUGCGUGCCCUGUUGCGGCGACCAUUAUUUUGUCUGUCAAACGCAUUUCCGUCUCGUUUCUUGACUUCGCCAACUUACGGCAGCACUGUGUUCUUCACUGUCUAAGCACACACUGAGUCACUGACAGCUGUAAGCUAUACAGGUGGUGCUUGCCUCGGAGACGGCCGAAUUGUGUGCAUGUCUAUACUGUGGUACCAAUGACAAUAUACACAUUGCCCUCUCAUAUGUCAUGUCUACGAAGUCAUGUAAUUUUAUAGUGCAUUUUGUGCAAAGGAAUGGGACAUUUUGCCAAGGCGUUAGAAGAGCUACGUUCAGCUUGUUACUGUAUGCAUGAACUACUUGCAGUACACUUACUCCUAGUUUUGAUCCUAAAGACGUUAUCCU
Messenger RNA from Rhipicephalus sanguineus (brown dog tick), 2943 nucleotides. RefSeq lists its product as uncharacterized. The transcript has 3 exons. Bases 380 to 760 code for a protein of 126 amino acids. The record is from RefSeq and is a predicted model, not a curated record. Lineage: Eukaryota; Metazoa; Arthropoda; Arachnida; Ixodida; Ixodidae.